ACUGGCACAUACCAUAUACCGUAGUACAACAUGUCAACGCAUUCCAAGCCGCAUGCAUGUACCAUUUUGUUUGUGAGAUAUCAAUUUCUUUUUUUGAUAUUCAUCGGAUCAAACGACUUCAUUUAAUUUAGCCAUGAACAAAAGUAGAAAGCUUUUGUUGUGCUUACUGGUCACAAUCUGUGUUUCGUUGUGGUGGUUCAAAUCCUCUUCUUUGAUAAUUAGAAACCCUUUUGACGAAGGGAAAAAGGCUCUCACUUUUGGUAAAGAUUACAACAAUGGAACAGUUGCAAGAGAAAAUACAGGAAAAGAGGCUCUGAUUUUCAACAAUGAGGAUGCUCCACAUUACAUCAAUGAGGCAGUUGCAACAGAAAAUCGGAAGAAGGUGGCGAAAAUAAUGCAACCGUGGCAGACCAUCCAAAUAUAUCGUCCUAAUGUGGACCCAAUGGACAUGCAUUGGUCUAGAAACAUUAAGCAAUUGCGGGGAUCGAAUCAAACUGACUGGAUAGAGCGUCGGGUAAAAUCUUGCGCCGUAGUUGGAAAUUCUGGUAUUCUUCUGGGCAGCAAUUGCGGUCACACCAUAGACAACAUGGACCUCAUCAUCAGGAUGAACCUGGCAGAAUUUGGUCAUGAAUAUUCAUCAGAUGUAGGUUCAAAGGUGUCUUUCACGACCAUCAACAGGGAACAACUGCGUCUUGUGCUUGCCUGCUUUUUGAACAUGGCCAAGGCUGGCAAAGAAGAAGUGCCCCUGGGUAAUGCGACGACACCAGUCCUUUCUACUGAAUGCUACACUUUCAUCAAGAAAUUCAGACUGCUCAACGAUGACGUGAUGUGGCUCUUUAAAGGUCGCCUUCCAGGUCUACAGGAGGUCCUGUCCCUUCUAAGAAAGAGAUUUGGCCUAGGGUUCAAGUUUGCGUACAGCCCCGUGGACCCCAUCGGCCCUUCAGUAAAGUUAUGGAAAUUCAAGGCUCCAACUUCAGGCCUGGCUAUGUACACUGCCGCUACUCAGUUAUGUGAUGAAAUAACUCUAUUUGGAUUCUACCCGUUCUACACGGAUAGUUAUAAUAGAACCAUACUUCAUCACUACUACGAACCGGAGUUAAAAGAAAUCGUAGUUCAUCACCAAAUGCCUCUAGAAUAUAAAACCCUUCUUGAAUUUAAAAAGAAGGGGGCGCUUCGUCUCCUGAAUAACUGUACUUUGAGUGGAAAGGAAAAACAUGCAGAGUCCUAG
Molecule: messenger RNA, 1228 nt
Organism: Strongylocentrotus purpuratus (purple sea urchin)
Lineage: Eukaryota; Metazoa; Echinodermata; Echinoidea; Camarodonta; Strongylocentrotidae
Product: CMP-N-acetylneuraminate-poly-alpha-2,8-sialyltransferase
Exons: 4
Coding region: 134-1228 (364 amino acids)
Biological process (GO): N-glycan processing; oligosaccharide metabolic process
Molecular function (GO): alpha-N-acetylneuraminate alpha-2,8-sialyltransferase activity
Source: RefSeq, a predicted model, not a curated record